UGGGUCGCGGCUUGUUAUUAAGGAAUGACAGUGGAUCCCACAGCUGCAGGACGGACAGCAGUGAAGCGGCUUCAACACCGAACGAGCAAGGUAGGCAACUGCCUCGGGGUCACAGACUUGUAAAAUCUACAGUAGUCUCAUGCAAAAGUACUUGGAUAACUGCAACAACAAAAAAAUAGGAAUAUGUACAAUACCGGGACCCUGAAACUGAAGCAAACACUUGCAAUUUAACCAUCAUUAAAUGGAUUAUUUACAAAUAAAUCAUCAUGAUAAUAAAAACUAAAGAAAGUAUUUCCCGUUAAGGCUAUUCACGGAAGUGACGUCAUUGCCAUAGAUCGUAUCGUUUAAAGGAGAAUCACUCCAGUAUUCAAACAAUGUCCCAAUGACCCGAACUGGACAUGUGUACAUUCACCCACGCAUGCGCGUAUUGAUCUAAACCACGACAGUUUAGAACCCGUGUAGAAAGCAGUGGCGGGACGGUGUCACCUGACACGUAUUUGUACUCCUCUCUAGCUGAGAGUGAGUUUCCACCAUAACACCAAAAUGUGAACAGGUGCUCCUCUGCUUCUCGGUGCAGAUUUUUUUCAUUUUUAUUUUAUUUUCUUAUUAAUUACGGAAGAGUGAGAGCUCGCUCAUCCUCCUCUCAGGGCUCCGUCUGUCUGCAUGACGGUGACUUUAGUCCGAUGUGCUGCAACAACGUCCCACGUUUUCAGCGGCUCUGCGUGGAGGUUGUUUGCAGCUGACCGUCGUUGGUUCCGAUAUGUGAGAGAGAGAGUCUUCAAAAACUGCAGUUCACCUUGUUCAAACUCGGCUACAAGGUCCACGAUGAGCAAGAAGCUGCUGGUGGAUGUAGACUGUGGGGUGGACGAUGCUCAGGCCAUCAUGUUGGCGCUGGCCGCCCCCAACGUGGAGCUCCUGGGCAUCACCUGUGUGCAUGGAAACACCACGGUGGAGAAUGUGUGUAAGAACACACUGCGAGUGCUGCAAGUCUGCAGUAAACUUGAGAUUCCAGUGUUUAAAGGUGCAGCUAAGCCGAUCCUCGGGAAAAGCAUUGAUGCGGGACACUUCCACGGACAGGACGGGCUGGGAGACGCUCCUGACCCCAACGCUCCCGGUCUGGACCUGGUUCAGAAGGAGGGCGCUGUGUCGGCCAUGAUCAGGAUUGUCAAUGAGAACCCAGGGGAGGUGUCUCUGGUUGCCACGGCCCCUCUCACCAACCUGGCUCUGGCUGUGAGGAUGGAUCCGUCUCUACCGAGCAAACUCCGAGGGCUCUACAUCAUGGGAGGCAACACCGAAUCUCGAGGAAACACCACGGUGUGCGGCGAGUUCAAUUUCACUGCUGAUCCAGAAGCUGCGUACAUCGUACUGAACGACUACCAGUGUCCCACCUACUUGGCCUGCUGGGAGUUCACCUGCUACAGCAAGCUAUCCUGGGAGUUUUGCGACGCCUGGUUGGGGCAGGACACCGACAAGGCUCACUUCAUGGCGCGGGUGUUCCAGCACAGCAUCAAGGCGUCACAGAGCAAGCACCUGCAGAAGGAGUUUGUCACCGGCACAGGUUUAGUCUCCAGCGACUCGUACGCCAUGGCCGCCGCCGUGGACGACUCGUUCAUCACAGAAAGCGACCAUUAUCCGGUCAGCGUAGAGCUGACGGGCACGCACACCAGAGGCAUGAUGAUCAUGGACACUGUGGGCUUUCUGAAGAAGGCUCACAUGGCUUGCAUCAUGAAGAAGGUGGACAUGGAGAAGUUCAAGCAGAUGAUGAUGGCCGCUUUAAAAUGAUGUUAAUGUUAUGGUUUACCACAAUUGUGCGACGUCGUCAUAGAAACAGUUUUUUACACUAGAAAUCAUGUGUUUUGAUGACAGAACUUUAUUUAAAGUGUAAUAAACUCUUUCUUUACAUUUUA
Molecule: messenger RNA, 1907 nt
Organism: Anarrhichthys ocellatus (wolf-eel)
Lineage: Eukaryota; Metazoa; Chordata; Actinopteri; Perciformes; Anarhichadidae
Product: inosine-uridine preferring nucleoside hydrolase
Exons: 7
Coding region: 664-1782 (372 amino acids)
Molecular function (GO): hydrolase activity, hydrolyzing N-glycosyl compounds
Source: RefSeq, a predicted model, not a curated record